Apis florea (little honeybee) is the source of this 3168-nucleotide messenger RNA. RefSeq names its product putative cytochrome P450 6a14. Lineage: Eukaryota; Metazoa; Arthropoda; Insecta; Hymenoptera; Apidae. The record is from RefSeq and is a predicted model, not a curated record. Gene Ontology annotation, molecular function: monooxygenase activity; heme binding; iron ion binding.
UUUACAAACCAUUUUUAUAAAACGAUUUUUAUCAGCAAGGAUUCGAUCUGAGAAUCUGUAAAAAAUGGCUGUCUUUGAAAUUCUUUGUGGAUUUAUCAUAUUUAUUCUCGUCUUUUAUCAUUAUCUAUUGAAACCUCAAGAAUAUUGGAAAAAUCUUGGGGUACCUGGACCCAAGCCAAUACCAGUUUUUGGCAACUUUUUCCGUUUGACAAUCGCAACUAUGUCAAUAGGUGAUUUGAUGACAAAGUUUUAUAAAGAAUAUAAACACGAGCCUGUAUUUGGAUUAUAUAUACGAAACGUGCGUGUUCUGGCUAUAAAUGAUCCUGAUUUAAUCAAGACUGUUCUUAUAAAGGAUUUCUCAAAAUUCGCCCAUCGUGGUCUUGCUCUGAACGAGGUGAUGGAACCACUUUCUCAACACCUGUUCGUUCUGGAACCACGAAGAUGGCGGCCAUUAAGGACGAGAUUGUCCCCGAUAUUUACAUCGGGCAAACUGAAGGACAUGUUCUCCCUGAUUAUCGAGUGUUCUAAUACUCUGGAAAAAUAUGUUGAACACCUGAUAUCGAAAAACGAUCGUGUCGAAAUACGAGAAUUGGCUGCCAAAUUCACCACUGACGUAAUUGGCAGUUGCGGGUUUGGAGUCGAUAUGAACGCUAUGUCGGACGUUCAAUGUAAAUUCCGCGACAUAGGAAGGGAAUUUUUCGGUCCAAGCUUUAAGCAGAUAUUAAAGAUCAGACUUAGGGAAAAUUUACCAAGAUUGUACACGUUUUUGGGUCACAUAUUGCCACGAGAUGAAACUACUACUUUCUUCACGGACGUUGUUUUGGAUAUGUUAAAGCAUAGGAGGAAAAACAAUAUCUAUAGGCCGGACUUUAUCAAUACUCUUAUGAAUAUUCAGGAUCAUCCUGAAAAGUUAGACAUAGAAUUAACGGAACCUUUGCUAGUUGCACAAGCAUUCCUUUUCUUCGUGGCUGGCUUCGAAACCUCCUCGUUAACUAUAGCUACUGCCCUUUACGAGCUAGCGCAAAAUCAAGAUAUUCAAGAUAAAUUAAGAGACGAGAUUAGAGAACAUCACAAAUUGAACAAUGGAGAAUGGCAAUACGAAAAUAUUAAAAGCAUGCCCUGUUUAGAUGCUGUGUUCAAAGAGACUUUAAGAAAAUACGUACCUCUAACAGUUCUAAUGAGACAAAGUUUGGAAGAUUAUACUUUUGAAAAUAUAAAUUUAACGAUUCCAAAGAAUACGAGAAUCUUUAUUCCUAUAUACGCUAUACAUCGUGACCCUGAUAUCUAUCCAAAUCCUGAAGUGUUUGAUAUUAAUCGAUUCAGCAAGGAAGCAGAAGCGACGAGACAUCCUAUGCAUUAUUUACCUUUUGGCGAUGGUCCAAGAAAUUGUAUUGGUGCGCGUUUUGCAAUUUUCCAAACCAAAAUUGGACUGAUAAAAAUUCUUCGUACUUACAAAGUUGACGUUUGCAAUGAAACACAGAUUCCAUUCAUAAACGAACCACGCACGUUUACUCUAGCUCCCAAACAUGAUCUUAUUUUAAAAAUUACGAAAAUAGAAAACAAAAUGUUCAUCAAUCUGGAAACACUUUGUGGAUUCGUAAUAGUGUUUAUUACGUUUUAUUAUUAUUUAACGUCUAAUAACAAUUUCUGGAAAAAUCGUGGCAUACCUGGACCAAAACCCAUCAUCGGUUUCGGAAAUAUGCGGACAGUAAUGUUUGGGAAGGAAUCGUUUUCACAAUUUCUUACCACGGUAUACAAUGAAUAUAAGGACGAAUCGAUGAUUGGAAUAUUUUUUAGAAGAAGACCCGUCCUGCUCCUCAAAGAUUUUGAUCUCAUCAAAGAUGUUAUGAUUAAAGAUUUUUCCAAAUUCGCGAAUCGAGGAUUUUUGAAAACGAAUCCAAAAGUUCCAUUGACAAACCAUCUCUUCGCUCUGGAAGUAAAAAGAUGGCGGCCACUGAGGAGCCAUCUCUCUCCUGUAUUUACAUCGGGUAAACUGAAAGGAACAUUCGCUCAAAUUCUUAACUGUUCCAAUGAUCUUGUGACUUACAUGGACACGUUGUUGAAGAUAGAAGAGUCCAUAAAUGUGCGUGAAGUUGCCGCAAAAUUCACCACCGACGUAAUCGGAAGCUGCGUCUUUGGGAUCAAGAUGAAUUCAUUGUCGGAAAAAGAGAGUGAAUUCCGUCGAAUUGGUAGAAACAUUUUUGCCACUAAUUUUACAAAUAUAUUGAAGGUCAGGUUGCUGCAAAGCAUGCCGCUCCUGCAUUCCUUGCUCUGUAAUAUAUUGUCUAACGAGGAAACGGAAAUGUUUAUGAGAAUUACCAAGGAGACAAUAGAAUAUAGAGAGAAGAACAACAUUGUCAGACCUGAUUUUAUGAACAUACUUUUGGAACUUAAGAAACAUCCCGAAAGGAUUACUGAUUUUGAAUUAACAGAUGAUUUGUUAGCCGCGCAAGCAUAUAUUUUCUUUGCGGCUGGUUUCGAGACCUCUUCGACGACAAUAUCCAAUGCUCUAUACGAGUUAGCUUUGAAUCACGAUAUGCAAGACAAAUUGCGAAAAGAAAUUAAGGAAUUCGAGGCGAAGAAUAACGGAGAGUGGAGGUAUGAAACCAUUAAGGAGAUGCAAUACCUGGGAAAAAUAUUUCAAGAAACGCUAAGAAAGUAUCCAGCAUUGCCAUUUUUGAGCAGGGAAUUAAUCAUCAACGAUUAUACGUUUCAGAAUACUAAAUUAACGAUUUCGAAAGGUACAUUGGUCUGGAUACCCGUUUUUCCCAUUCAUCACGAUCCAAAUAUUUAUCCAGACCCAGAAAAGUUUGAUCCUGAACGAUUUACCGAGGAUAAGAUAAAAGAAAGGAAUCUCAUGCACUACUUUCCUUUUGGCCACGGACCAAGAAAUUGUAUAGGUGCACGUUUUGCAAUCUAUCAAACAAAAAUUGGUCUGAUAAAAAUCCUCCGUAAUUACAAGGUUGACGUUUGCUCUAAAACAUUAAUUCCUUACAAAUAUGAUCCAUUUUCGUUCAUCUUAGUACCGUUAGGUGGUUUAUAUUUGAAAAUGACCAAGAUACAAGAUUAAAUAUUUACUACUAUUAAGUAUUUCCAUUUAAUUGUGCGCGUAAUUUAAUUGUACUUAGGAAAAAAUUGCAUGGUAUUUAAUUAAAUUGUAUAUAAAUA